AUGGCCUUUCGUGGGCACAGCUGUAGCGGCAACAUGCCACUUGGAAGUAAAGAGGUUCAGCUAUUUCUCAUAAAAAGUAUGAGAGUAGCAAAUACUGUGUUUUUAUUGAUGUUUGAUGAAAUAUCACUAUCUUCAAAAUUGUCAUAUGAUCGUAAAAAGGAUCACAUUGUUGGUUUUGUAGAACUAGCGAAUGGCAGAAAAAGUUUAUUUGCGAAUCAUACACUUGUUUUCAUGAUAAAAGGAAUAAAGGAUCGUUGGAAGCAACCAGUUGCUUUCUACUUUUCCGAAGGUGGAGUUGGUGCCAAAGUUUGCGACCAAUAUGCGGCAAAUUGUAAAGCAGUUAAUAUGCUUUUAAAUGAUACAGAAGAAUAUUAUAAAACAAAAAACCUUCACUGGAAUAAACUGUUUUUUGAAAUAGAUGGUCAUGAGAUUGUACCUUUAUAUGAUCCUCCACAUUUGUUAAAGUGUUUAGAUGGGGACGAAUAUGAAGCAUCUUGGAAAGACAUCAUAGAUUAUUAUAAUUAUGAUUCUACUUCAAGUAUGUUUCGUCGUUGUCCUACAUUAACCGAACACCACCUUGAUCAAACAAAAAUGAAACGUGUGAAGGUCAGUCUUGCUGCGCAAGUAUUUUCUCAACGGGUAGCACAUGGACUUCAAAACUCCGGUUACCAAGUAGUAGCUGGAAGUGUUACUUCAUAUGGUACCGGAGAAUUUUUGAUGUUCAUGGACUACUUAUUUGAUAGUGUCAAUGGUUUAUCAAAAUUGCCAUUGAAUGCCAAAUUAGUUUUGAAUUCAAUGCAGUUCAUAAAAAGCAAAGGUUUAGUUAAAGUUUUAACUAAACCUCCUUGCAUUAAAAAUUGGAUUAGAACGAUAGAGGGUUUGAGCUACAUUUGGCAGAAAUUAAAAGUAGUUCAGGGUUUAAGUUACUUAUGCACCAGAAAUUUUAACCAAGAUCCCUUGGAGAAUUUUUUUUGUUGCAUAAGGAGUCAUGGGGCUUCGAAUACUAAUCCAAGUUGUUACUCUUUUGUGUCUGCCUUUAGAACUUUGCUUGUCAACAAUUUAUCAUCUCGUCAUUCACCUUCUGCUAAUUGUGAAAUCGAUGAUAUAACCGGGUUAUUUGCCACAUUUCGAGUGUUUUUGAAUAAUGAAGAUGUCUUGGAAACUGACUCUCUGAUCAAUAUGUCUAUUGAGCCGUUUCAUUUCCAAGACAUGUCAUUGUACAGUAAAACUGCUAACGCUUAUGUUGCAGGAUAUUGUACUAAGAAACUUCUCGGAUAUGUUGGUGAAUGCCAUGUUUGUACAUCUGAACUAUUAGCAGAUCCAAUUGGCAGGGAUGAAGUUUCUUGGAUUGCAUCCAGAGAUUACACUGGCCAUUCGCUUUUGGUCCCAGGAAAUGAAUUUUUAAUAAAGAAAGGAGAAUUAACAGCAACUAUGGAGAGGGGUUUGCUCAGAAAUUUGAAAAAUUUAUUUAGUGGAGAAUUCAAAUCUGCAACUAUAGGUCUAAAAGGUACAUUGGUUUUGUAG
Molecule: messenger RNA, 1524 nt
Organism: Ctenocephalides felis (cat flea)
Lineage: Eukaryota; Metazoa; Arthropoda; Insecta; Siphonaptera; Pulicidae
Exons: 6
Coding region: 1-1524 (507 amino acids)
Source: RefSeq, a predicted model, not a curated record